Micropterus dolomieu (smallmouth bass) is the source of this 3069-nucleotide messenger RNA. RefSeq names its product zinc finger protein 436-like. Gene Ontology annotation, cellular component: nucleus. The record is from RefSeq and is a predicted model, not a curated record. Gene Ontology annotation, biological process: regulation of transcription by RNA polymerase II; central nervous system development. Lineage: Eukaryota; Metazoa; Chordata; Actinopteri; Centrarchiformes; Centrarchidae. Gene Ontology annotation, molecular function: RNA polymerase II cis-regulatory region sequence-specific DNA binding; DNA-binding transcription factor activity, RNA polymerase II-specific. The transcript has 8 exons. Bases 79 to 2655 code for a protein of 858 amino acids.
UCCAAGGGCACAGCAACGAGUGUCGAAUGGAUCUGUCCCAAUGGACACAGCUUGUGGAGGUGGAAUUCCCAGCCUGUAAUGAAGUGUGGGACGCAAGCUGGAGAUUUUCUCUUGUCCACCAACAUUUUGUUGUCUGGCAACGACUAUGCGAAGGUCGCCCUCUUGUUCAAGUUCAUGAACAUGGGGAUGGUGAAGAAGAACACCUUCGUGUCCAUUCAGGACGCUUACUGUGUGGACACAGUGAAGAGCUUCUGGGAAGAGAGGAGGACUGAGGCCCUCAGUGGCCUUCAGGGGAAAGAUGUUGUGGUCCUAGCAGAGAAUGACACUAAGGAGAUCAUUCAUGUUGCCACCAUCAACAAGCAGCAGACAUCCUGCAACUCUGUCGUCAUGGAGAAGGAGGGUUUUAUCGAGACUGUGGACAAGCUUACAUCAGAGAUAAAGCAUGAGGAGAUCUGCACAGGUGCUAAUGCCCAGAUCACAGCCCUUAUGAACCCAGACGAAGGCAGAUACAAGGAUCUUGGAAUUCAUCACAGUCAGGACAUGUGGCAUGGUGCCAAGAACCUUGUCAAAAAAAUAGCUGCUGCACUGUGGCUUGGUAUCAUUCACCAUGUGUGUGACAUUCCCACCUGGACUAUGGGAAAGUGUCAACAUGUGCACCUUAAAGAAAAGGCGUGGAUCCAGAAAGACUCCAGGUGCCACAAAGCUUUAGUGGACAUCGUUCUAAAUAAGCGUUGGCUGAAGCAUGUGCAUAAAUACCUGCUCUUCAGAUCAGCUGCAGACCUAGAGGCUUUCCAGAAUCAUAUAUUGAUGUAUGUCAGCAAGCGCUUCACCUUCAGUCCCCCAGUUUAUGAGGCAAGAGUUCUGCUUGCCGCUCUGGACUAUAACUUCCACCGGAACCGAUCAACAAUGAAAACAGCAGAAGGCAAAGAGAUUCUCAGAAUGCUGUACAAGAAAAACAGCAGAAGACACAAGUUAUAUGCCCUGAAGUCUGGAAAAAUCUACUCAUACAUCUCUGAUCUGCAGGCAAGGAUUGUAAAGAGGAGAAUCACAAGUGGAGUGGCAAUGCCUAGAAAGAAGACGGUGUUGCCUGCAGAUGUCCAGCAGCUGUUGGUGAUUAAAGAAGAGGUUCCCUCUGAGUGGAGCCCCAGUCUGGACCAGGAGGACCCAGAGCCCCUACACAUAAAAGAAGAACAGGAGGAACUCUGGAUCAGUCAGGAGGGAGAGCAGCUUAAUGGACUGGAGGAGGCUGAUAUCACCAGGUUCCCAUUCACUGCUGUUACUGUGAAGAGUGAAGAUGAGGAAGAGAAACCUCAGUCUCCACAGCUUCAUCAAAGCCAAACUGAGGACAACAGAGAGGCAGAGCCUUCAGCCAGCAGCUCAGCUACGCAGAUAAAAACAGAAACUGAUGGAGGAUCAGAACCUGCUGGGAACCUUGAUCCAGAUAGUCAUUUACAACCAGAUACUGCUGAAAAAGCUUCAGAGACUGAAGUCAGUGAUAAUGACUGGCAAGAACCUUUGUCAGAUUCUGAAGCUGAAACUGAAGACAGUGACAAUGGUUGGAAGGAGACCAGAGCACCUGAGUCAGGUGUAAAUGCUCUGAAAUAUAAGGAAGCUCCUGUAAGUGAUGCAGGAUGUAAUGCUGGGAAAGAAUCAUUUAGCUGCUUUGAAUGUGGUAAACAAUAUCACCUCAAGGGGUCUCUUCAGAGACACAUGAAGUGUCAUUCACGAAAAAGGUCCUCCAGCCGUCUGGUUAAUAAGAAAUGUUUCAGAAUGAAGGAAAAUGUAGAUUCACAGAUGAGAGUCCACACAGGAGAGAAACGAUUUGGCUGUGAUGUUUGUGGGAAAAGAUUUUACCAGCAGGUACAUCUUAAGGAACACACAAGAGUGCACACAGGAGAGAAACCAUUUGGCUGUGAUGUUUGUGGGAAGAGAUUUAAUAUCCAGGGAAAUCUUAAGAAACACAUGCGAGUCCACACAGGAGAGAAACCAUUUGUCUGUGAUGUUUGUGGGACGAGAUUUACAGAACAGGGGAAUCUUAAGACACACAUGAGAGGCCACACAGGAGAGAAACCAUUUGCUUGUGAUGUUUGUAGUAAAAGAUUUAAUCAGCAGGUACAUCUUAAGGAACACAUGAGAGUGCACACAGGAGAGAAACCAUUUGUCUGUGAUGUUUGUGGUAAGAAAUUUACAGAACAGGGGAAUCUUAAGACACACAUGAGACUUCACACAGGAGAGAAACCAUUUAGCUGUGGCAGUUGUGGUAAAAGAUUUAACCAGCAGGUACAUCUUAAGGAACACAUGAGAGUCCAUAAAGGAGAGAAACCAUUUGGCUGUGAUGGUUGUGGGAAGAGAUUUACACAUAAGGGAAAUCUUAAGAAACACAUGAAAGUCCAUACAGGAGAGAAACCGUUUCGCUGUGAUGAUUGUGGUAAAAGAUUUAAUCAGCAGCCACAUCUUAAGAGACACAUGAGACUCCACACGGGAGAUAAACCAUUUGACUGUGGUGGUUGUGGGAAGAAAUUUACUCAACCGGAAAAUCUUAAGAACCACAUGAGAGUCCAUACAGGAGAGAAACCGUUUGGCUGUGAUGUUUGCAGUAAAAGAUUUAAUCAGCAGCCACAUCUUAAGAGACACAUGAGAGUCCACACAGGAUAGAAGUUGUUUACUAAGCACGUUGGGAAGAACCACAGCAGUUUUCAUUGUCUUUUAGUGUUUUGUUAUAUAUUGUUUUUGUCUUUCUCUUGUGUUUAUUUUAAAAUACACUACAUAGACAAAAGUACUGGGACACCACUGUACCAAUACUUACGGGAGGGGCUGUUUUUGCAUGUUAUUUUCUUUGUUAAGGGAAAUUAUAAUGCUACAGCAUACAAUCUUUGACAAUAGUUCUUCCAACAUUUUGUGUUUGAACUUUUCCUGUUUCAAAAUGACAAGGCCCCUUUGCACAGACUAGUCGGAAAUUGCCAGGCCAUCUGAAGACUGAAGACACACACUUCUGGUUAGAUUCUAACUGCCUUUCAUUUGCUCUGUACCCGUACUCUGCAUAACACAAUAAAGUUGAUUGUAAUCUAA